CGCAGCAGUAAUGUGGACGACCUUCCAGCAAAAGAGGCGUAGUUGCAACGGAAACAAAAUAUAAAACAACGGAGGAGAGAGAGAGAGAGAGAGAUCGGUCAGGGGGAGAGAGAGAGACAGAGAGAUCUAAAUUCUAAACCAAAACGGGACUCCGUAUACCCGAAAUUCACAAACCGGCUCCCCCUCACCGGUUAGAUCGUACCCUCUGUCUGCAACUUAAUUAGGGUUUAUCUUCAUUUUCAACACUUGCCCCAUAUGUUUUCUAAUUCUAUAUACAUAUAAUAAAUAUAACACCCCCAUUUCUUCAAUUGAAUGGCUUCUGAUCAAAUGUUGCCUAAUUCAUCCAAGAAGCAACAGCAAUUGGAAGCCGGAAAGAAGCGGCUAGAGGAGUUUCGUAAGAAGAAAGCAGCAGCCAAAAAAACUGCAUCUAAUAAUUCCGAUCAAUCUACUAACGGUGACAGACACGAGACAAAACCUCCAGUUCCCGAUACCGUCCCGGUAAAAACAGAUACUACAUAUGAUAUAGGUUCAGGAUUUAAUGAUGGAAAAAAUGAAAAGAAAACAAUAAAUGUUCCUGAAGCUGAACCCGAUGUGAACCCUAUAAGCAGUCUCAAUAAACCGUUUUCAAGUCCAGAGCCCAUUUAUUCAACUGGCGGAAAGUUGGACCAUAACACACCUUAUGAGGUGGACCCCCUAAAAAAUAAAGCGUUUUAUCGUCCGGAAGAACAUAAAGAGAAUGUUUAUGGUAAUUCCAAUCAGUUUAGUAAUAUACGGCUGGAAGACGCACUUAAGAAUAGUAGGGUGGAUAAUUUGAAAGAAUUAACGUCUAGAAAUCCUGUUACGACUCAAGCUUCUAUCACCAAGUCGCUGUUUGAUCAACCGGCUAACGGGCCAACAUACAGAGUUUCUUCCUCUGAAGUUAGCAAAUCUGUAUCAAGCAUAUCGGAUCAUCAUCAACCUCCAGUUUCUUCAGCUGGUGAUAUGAAUCAUGAUAACCGUUUUGAACAUCCAGCAAGUGAUAGCAACUCAUAUUUUAAAUCUUCCGAAUCUAUUUCUACAAACUUCAGUUCUGAAGCUGUUCCCUCGCAUAAUCAGACAUCCAUGUCAGCAGUCCUAGCUGGCAGAAGAUCUCGUCCUUCUUUCCUGGAUUCCCUCAACGUGUCUGGAAAUGCAGACGCAGAUAAACCUAACCCAUUCAGUUCCAAAGUUCACCCUGUAGAUGCUCGUGGUUCAUUUGAUUCUCAAAAUGUUAUGAACGAUUCUGUUGCUGAUGUGGCCGACCCGUUUAGAAAGGGUAUCGAUGAACUUGAUAUGGAGAAAAGAAGUAAUUACAAUUCUACAAAACAGAAUGAAGAUUUUGCUGCUUUGGAACAGCAUAUUGAAGAUUUGACACAAGAAAAGUUCUCUUUGCAACGAGCUCUUGAGGCUUCUCGAGUUCUCGCAGAGUCUUUAGCCACUGAGAACUCAGCGUUAACCGAUAGUUAUAACCAACAGGGAGGUGUUGUCAACCAAUUAAAGGCUGAUAUGGGGAGUUUGCAGGACGAAAUUAAUGCUCAGUUGGUGGAACUUGAGGCUUUGAGGACCGAGUACAGAAACGCUCAGUUAGAAUGUAGUGCAGCUGAUGAACGUGCCAAGUUGUUGGCUUCUGAGGUUAUUGUAUUAGAAGAGAAGGUACUCAGGCUGAGGUCGAACGAACUAAAACUGGAAAGACAAUUGGAAAACUUGGAAGCCGAAAUGUCCUCACAAAAGAGGAAAAUAUCUAGCCUGGAGAAGGACCGCCAAGAUUUGCAUUCCACUAUUAAUGCUCUACAAGAAGAGAAAAAGCUCAUGCAAUCCAAGUUGCGGAAAGCUCCUGCGAUUGUUGGUAUUAAAAAAAGUCCGAUCACUAAAAAGGAAGCAUCAACUUCUACAGAUGAUCUUGUAGAUGAGAGUGAAGAUACUUUACCCGCUACAACAAAUCUUGCGAUACAAGCUACUCUUAGUGAAAGUGGCGCUUCGUUGCAGUCACUAAGUAGGAAUUUCGGUCUGGAAGUUUCGUCUUCAAGUAUACCUUCGGAUCAGUUGAGAAUUAUUGAAAAUAUCAACACACUUAUUUCCGAGUUAACUUUGGAAAAGGAAGAGUUGAUACAAGCGUUGUCAACUGAGUCAUCACUAAGUUCCAAGUUGAAGACUUUGAACAAGGAACUAACCCAUAAACUCGAAGUUCAAACGCAAAGAUUAGAGCUGUUGACUUCUCAGAGUAUGGUGAGUGAUAACAUCCCAUCAAGAAUGCCUGGUCCCGUUACCAGCGUUGAUAAUACUCCUUACGCCGAUGAAGGUGACGAGGUUGUGGAAAGAGUUCUAGGAUGGAUAAUGAGGCUCUUUCCUGGAGGGCCAUCGAGGCGGCAAACUAAGCAUCUAUGAGUCUAAAAUACUCGAGAAUCGUUUACCGAAAGUUCACAUGUAGUCCAGAUAUCUUUUCACUACCAUUAGAGGUGCAAUUUCAUCUCAUUGGGAAAUUUUGUGCAAACACAGUGUUUCCAUGUUUAUUUAUGGAUGUGGGAAUACAAAUAGAGUAUAUUGAGUUGAAGAAGACACUGUAAAAUCAAUGUUUUUAUGGUUUUUCUUUUCUUCAAGAUAGGGAAAAUA
This is a messenger RNA of Helianthus annuus (common sunflower), 2628 nucleotides long. RefSeq names its product protein BLISTER. Gene Ontology annotation, biological process: regulation of growth. The transcript has 13 exons. NCBI's taxonomy places the organism in Eukaryota, Viridiplantae, Streptophyta, Magnoliopsida, Asterales, Asteraceae. The coding region runs from base 313 to 2403 and encodes 696 amino acids. The record is from RefSeq and is a predicted model, not a curated record.